Lethenteron reissneri (Far Eastern brook lamprey) is the source of this 1049-nucleotide messenger RNA. RefSeq names its product pre-mRNA-splicing factor ISY1 homolog. Gene Ontology annotation, biological process: generation of catalytic spliceosome for second transesterification step. NCBI's taxonomy places the organism in Eukaryota, Metazoa, Chordata, Hyperoartia, Petromyzontiformes, Petromyzontidae. The record is from RefSeq and is a predicted model, not a curated record.
AGGCGAGGGGAGUCGGGGGGGGGGGCAGCAUUUCCGGCGCCGCGAGGGAUUGUGGUAGCCACGUACCGGAAGCGCGGCCUGUGGUCGCUGAGAUCGAAGAGCGCUCGCUGCAACCAUGGCUCGCAAUGCGGAGAAAGCGAUGACGGCGCUGGCGCGCUUCCGCCAGGCGCAGCUGGAGGAAGGGAAGGUGAAGGAGCGGAGGCCGUACUUGGCGUCAGAGUGCGAGGAUCUGCAGAAGUCUGAGAAAUGGCGACGGCAGAUCAUCAGCGAAAUCUCCAAGAAGGUGGCCCAGAUCCAGAAUGCGGGUCUGGGCGAAUUCCGGAUCCGCGACCUCAACGAUGAGAUCAACAAGCUGCUACGCGAGAAAGGCCACUGGGAGGCACGAAUCCUGGAGCUGGGAGGACCCGACUACGGGAGGAUCGGUCCCAAGAUGCUGGACCACGAGGGGAAGGAGGUCCCGGGGAACCGUGGCUACAAGUACUUUGGGGCAGCUCGCGAGCUACCCGGAGUCCGCGAGCUCUUUGACCAGGAGCCCCUGAAGGCCCCCCGCAAGACGCGUGGGGAGCUCAUGAAGGACAUCGACGCCGACUACUACGGCUACCGCGAUGAGGACGACGGCGUGCUGGUGCCACUCGAGCAGGCGCUUGAGAAGGAGGUGGUCGCGCAGGCGGUGGCGCGCUGGCGCGAGGAGCGAGAGGCCCGAGCGGCCGCUGGCGGGGACAAGACGGCCGCGGCGCAGGAGGAGGAGGAGGACAUCUACGCGGUGACGAGAGGCGAGUCGGAUGAGGAUGAGGAAGAGGGCAGUGGCGGGGAGACGCGGGACAAGCAGCAGCAGCACUUCAUCGCUCACGUCCCGGUGCCCACACAGAAGGAGGUGGAGGAGGCGCUGCUCCAGCGCAGGAAGAUGGAACUGCUGGCCAAGUACGCCAGCGAGACGCUGCAGGCGCAGAGCCAGGAGGCUCGCUGCCUGCUGGGCCUGUAGGCGGCCGCCGCCGCGUGUACAUACCCCGGGCAGCCUCCCACGUUUUUGUAAUAAAGCUUCAGAUGAA